AAAAGCAUACCCCCACCUUAUUUUUGGCAUAAACCAGUUCGAUCAAGUUUUUUUCCAUUUCGCCGUUAUCCUCUCUUGAAACAGACGCAGUUUAACUUACAAUUGAGAGUGAUUUAGAGUAUGGGUGGAUUACAAGAGACCGAAAUGGCUGGAGAAUCACCAUUUUACGAUGAAAAUCGCAAUACAUCGCUACAUUUGGCUGCUUCUCGCGGUAAUACUAAAGAAGUUGAAAUUUAUUUGGAUAGUCACAAAAAAAUCGACAUGGAAAACUACUUGGGAUGGACGCCAUUAAUGAUGACCACGCGGAAUGGACACCUAGAAAUCGUAAAAUUGCUGAUAAACGCUAAAGCGAAUGCAACGAAAACUAAUCAUUUUGGGUUUAGUGUUUUCAUUAUGGCAUGUGCCAAUGGAAAUUUGGAAAUUAUUGAAUAUCUUUUGCAACACCUUCUUAAAGGGGGUGUUUCAAGAACUAUCAUCGAAUCGACAAUUUCACCAAUAUCUUUGGCGAUUUUAUUUAAACAUGAUAACAUUAUUCAACAUCUGAUUGCUAAAGGAUUUAACAUUAACACUGAAGCAUCUUUUACAGGAGUAACACCACUGAUGUUUGCAGCAUCAUCAAAAAAUUCAUCCAUUUUUAACAUUUUAAUAUCACACGGAGCUAAUCUGUACGCGAAGAAUAUCAAUCAAAAAUCAGCCCAAGACAUCACGGAUCAUCACAAUAAAUCAAAAAGGCCUAAUUUACGUCUUCACAUCCCAACAAGCACUACACAGAAUCAACAGGUCUACAAUCAACCACAAUGUCCUCAAUAUUAUCAACACACUCCAUCUCCUCAAAUUCAAUCUUAUAAUAUACCUUCUCCUGUUGUUUUUGUUAGUCCUCAACCUCUCUUAAUGCCUGUUGGUGCUCAAUAUCCUACGGCUCCUCAAUAUUCUUCAGCUCCUCAAUAUGCUACAGCUACUCAAUAUGCUACAGCGACUCAAUAUGCCACAACGACGCAAUAUUCUUCAGUUCCUCAAUAUUCUUCUGCGCCCCAAUACUCUCCUGUAAUUCCACCUUCAUCUGUUCCCAUGGCAUAUCCUGUUAGAAAAUCAUCGAAUGUUGCAUCGCCUAUGUUUUUAUCUCCAGGAGUAAGUCCUAUUUAUUAUUCUUCUGACCAAGCUUUUUUUCCGCAAAAUUUUAAUCCAAACCAAUUGUACCCAACAGUUGGAGGAUAUUGUUAUGGGAUAAACAAUCAAAUUUUUGACCAAAUUUCCCCACGUUUUUAACACGUCUUUAUGACUUCUAAUUUUUUCUUUAAUGCAUUAGAUUUUGCUUACUUAAUUAUUGUUACUUUUGAGCUCUAAGUCUUGAUUGAAUAAUUUUUAUUGGUUUUUUUUAGUGUUCGUUCGUAAUGAUUUGGAUAAUUUUAAAAUGAAAAAAGAUUUAAUUUUGAAUUAAAAAAUCAAAUUUAACAUAUUUUUAAUAGAUGGAGCCACCGAAUUAAACCGAUCAUUUUCUUUGGCUCCAACAUUGUAUUUUCCUUUUUAUUUUUGAACAAUGAAUUUUGAUUGAUCAUUUUUUAUGGAGUUAUUGUGUUCAUGUAAUGAUUUUAAAAUGAAAAAUGCUUUAAUAAAGACAUUAUGAUUAAGA
This is a messenger RNA of Onthophagus taurus, 1630 nucleotides long. Its product is annotated as ankyrin repeat and SAM domain-containing protein 6-like. The record is from RefSeq and is a predicted model, not a curated record. Gene Ontology annotation, molecular function: protein binding. NCBI's taxonomy places the organism in Eukaryota, Metazoa, Arthropoda, Insecta, Coleoptera, Scarabaeidae.